Durusdinium trenchii is the source of this 1880-nucleotide messenger RNA. The record is from the annotation of a GenBank genome assembly. Lineage: Eukaryota; Dinophyceae; Suessiales; Symbiodiniaceae.
AGCAGACCCGGGGUUGCCUUGUCAGCUUGCCUCUUAAACCAUCCAAGGCUUCUUAGCGAAGCCACCACGUACAGUCCGAGCUGUCCCCUUCAUUUGGGAAGCGUUUUUGGGGCCAGGGCGUUUGGUGUGUCUCUGAAUCUUCCCUUAAUGCGUCUAGUACAAGAGACGAUGUCCGCAGAGGGGCCUUCGAGUCAGCCAUGGCGCUGUGCAUCCGCGUGGCGCUACCCAGUGGCCGCACGGCAGACGUCCCGCUGGAGCGCGAGGCGACGCUGGGGGAUCUCAAGACUGCGGCGCAGCGGCAGUUGCAGGCCGGCGUGCUGCGGCUGAUGCAUCCGUCCAGCGGAGAGCUCUUGGAUCUGGCGCAGUCCGUCGAAGCUGCAGGACUCGCUCCGGAGGCCACCGUUCUGGCCAUCGCGCAGCCAAUGCAGCUCUCUGCCACCAAGUUUUCCUUCGCCCUGCGCUGUGGGGGUCGCGUGGUCGCCUGGGGGGCGCCGAGAGAUGGGGGCGAUUGCAGCAGGGUGCAGCAUCAGCUGCGCGAGGUGGAACACUUGGAGGGCAGUGACCGGAGCUUCUCGGCACGGCUCUCUUCGGGACAAACGGUGGCCUGGGGUGGCCUCGAGUGCUCGACCCGCACGCAGGAGCUGCAAGAUACUCUUGCCGCCGCGCAGCAGAUCUACGACACGGACACCGCUCAUGCAGCUUUGAUGCCCAAUGGAGGCGUCCUUGCAUGGGGAGAUCCAGAAAGAGGUGGCGACUGCAGUGAAGUUGAAGAAGAUCUGGUGGGUGUGACGUCGCUGGUGGCCACCAGCGAUUCCUUCUGCGCCCUGUUGGCCGACGGCCGCCUGGUCACCUGGGGCGACAUGGAUCUGGACCUGGGCUUCGGCACCGGGCCGCACGGCCAAACGCUGCAGGGCCGGCCCGACCACCGAGGCGGCCGAGCGCCGCGGGCGAAGGCGGUGGCGGCCACGGUGCACGCGUUUGCGGCGAUUUUGAGGGAUGACACGGUGCUGGCGUGGGGCGAUGAAGCCUAUGGUGGACGCUUAAACGUCGAGCUGCGCGAGGUGGAGAAGCUCCAAGCGACGAGCAAGGCCUUUGCAGCUCUGAGCACGGACGGAUCGAUCUAUGCCUGGGGCGACCGAGAGCAUGGUGGGGAGAUCAGUGAGACAAUCCAGGAGCAGUUGAGAGAGGUGCGCCACCUGGCCUCCACGAGCUCCGCCUUCUGCGCGCUCACCGCGGACGGUCGCCUCGUCUGCUGGGGCAGCGCCGCCCACGGCGGCGCCGGACCCGGACCGGCCGCCACGGGGCGGGCGGUGGCGGUGCGGGGCGGCGACGCCGCGUUCGCCGCGGUGCUUGAGGAGGGCACCGUGGUGGCUUGGGGUGCGAGCUGCGGGGGUUCAGUGCCGGAAGAAGUGCAGGAGCAGCUGACUGGGGUGCAGGACCUGCAGGCGACCCUGAAGGCCUUCGCAGCGCUCACGUCCGAUGGGCGCGUGGUUUGCUGGGGAGAUCCCAGCCUGGGAGGUGCACCGAGCCACCAGGUGAAAGAGCAGCUGAAGGAGCUUCUCUGAGCCCACGAAGGACCUGACCAGCGAGGAAUGACCACCUUCCGCGCGCUGCGGUGGGGUCGCCGGACAACGUUCCGUGGGUUCCUCGGCCGCGGAUAGGGAUGGCUCGUUCCGUCCAAAAGGGACGUCGCGGAGCGAUGCGCCGGGGCCGUGUGGAAGUCAAUACUGUUUCAGCCAAACGUGGAUGAACUUGGUUUCGAUGUCCGAUGUCCAUUGGUUGCAGGGGUAGGCACAAGUCAAAAAGGUGGACUGGAACAUGCAGACAGGACGCCAAGUGGCCGACCUGCGCUUGGCCAGCUGGCCUCCUUUCUUUCCUUC